Molecule: messenger RNA, 2701 nt
Organism: Oncorhynchus masou masou (cherry salmon)
Lineage: Eukaryota; Metazoa; Chordata; Actinopteri; Salmoniformes; Salmonidae
Product: SANT and BTB domain regulator of class switch recombination-like
Exons: 21
Coding region: 470-2632 (720 amino acids)
Source: RefSeq, a predicted model, not a curated record
GUUAAAACGACUGGCGGUUCGUUAUCUAAACGUCAUUACCGAGCGUUUUAGGGUGUUUCCAUCCCGUUUGCAAUGCUGAUUGAAUGUCUUGUCUGUCCAUCAACUCGUCCCCGGGAUGAUACUGCAGAGAGAGUGCCGCUAGCUCGGUAGUAGCAUUGGCGUUAAACGUGGAUGACGGCAACUGUACACCGGAACGUCCUAUCAUCCGGACCACAGAAGAAUCAGGUGUCAUCAUUGAAUCAGUAAGAUGCAAGAUAACCGUACAGCCAACUAGAUACUCUAAUACAAACGUAUCGUAUUUAGCUUCUUGUACAGUGAUGUGCACUAUAGGUAGCUAGCUUGCUAGAAUAAGCUGCUGACAAAAAAUGCCAUUGCAUUUGCGUUGGACAGUUCGACGACAGCCAAAGGGGCCUUCCAAGGGACGACACUCCAUCCUUGUUACAAGAAGAUAAUUGACGUAGCCAAAAACAUGAGUCGUUACUGCACCCUGAACAACAACUUUCCCAAUGACAACAACCUCCUGGCCCUGGACAUGGUGCUGAGCUCUCUCUGGAGCAUUCCACAGCCCAUCAACUGGGACAACGUGGCCAUGCUGGUCCCUGGCUUCACACCCAAGGAGUGUGCGCAGAGGUUCGAGGAGCUGAAGAGCACCGGAGGGUUCCAUCACGUGGACGACCAAUGCAACGCGCUGACGGCAGGAGGCUCCUCCCCUGUGGACUACAUCAAAUCCACACUAUUGGACACCACGGGAGACGUGGGGGAGACGCGGACCAAUCAGAGCUCCAUCUCAGUGACGGGCCUGGCAGUGGACCCCUCAAGAGGAAGCUCGGUGGAGAAGGAGAGCAGGGAGUCUGCAGAGGAGGGCGAGAAGCCCCAGGAGGGGAAAGGGCCCAACAUGGUGAUCCACGUGUGUGACGAGGCUAAGAACCUGAAGCAGGACUUCAUGUGUCCCCGUGACCUUCUGAUCAACGAGAUGCGUUACUUUGCUGAGUACCUCUCUGUUGACACCCAGCGCUGGGAGGAGGUGGACAUCUCUGUGCACUGUGACGUGCAGAUCUUCGACUGGCUCAUGAACUACGUCAAGAGGCACAAAAUGGCCGUCGAUGGCAACAAUGACAAACCCAAGCUCGAGCCCAGCAAUGUGAUCUCAAUCCUCAUCUCCUCCGAGUUCUUGAAGAUGGACACGUUAGUGGAGGAGUGCAUCCAGUACUGUCACAAGCACAUGAGUGCCAUCGUGGCCACACCCUGCAACAUGAACUGCAUCAACAGUAACCUGGCAGCGGACAUGUCUGACCUCUUCAGCCACAACGAGGCAGACGACAUCACGGACAGAAAAGACAAGUUCAAAAGUAAGUUAUUCCAGAAGAAAAUAGAGAGUCUCUUCGAUCCUGACUAUAAGAACCGGGACUCCCCAGGCAACGCAUCAUCUCUGUACAGGUGUGGUCUGUGCCUGAAACUGCUGACCAAGGACACAGAGCGGAAGAUCUCCUGCAUCCCAGGGAAGAUCAACAUCAACCCUCGAGGAGACAUCACCUACACUCACAGCAGGCAGAAGAGAUGGGAGGUCCAUGAUUACAUGACAGAACUGUAUGAGGAGCUGAAGUCCUGGGUGUUGGUCUACUGGAGGAUCUGGGGAACCAUCAACCACCUCACCUGCUCCCACUGCCAACAGGUGUUUGUGUGUGCGGAGCUGUCCCACUGUCGGUAUCACCCAGAGGUUGUGUUGUACCCAGGCAUGGGGACAGAGCAGGGCUGGCACGGGACGGGCAUCUACCCCUGCUGCAACCAGAGGACGCUACGCUUUGACCCCACCGGCAUGCCCAAGGGCUGUAAGAUGCGGGACCACAUAGUGAAUGUGUCAGACAGUGGAGACUGUACCGGGGACCACCAGGUGAUCUCAGCCCAGACCAGACUGCUCAACGACCUGCUACUACACAGAGAGACGGUGUGUGUACCCAACACACCCCUACCAGAGACAGGGCCUGGAGACUCCCCCUCCAGUGGUUCAGAGAGGGGGGAGCGGCUACUGGACUGUGACAUCCUGGUAGAGCCGGGCCUUCUGGGACUUCAGAGAGGAGAGGGCACCACUUUUUCCCUGUUGAAAAACUGGAGCCGGCAACUGAGGCAGCAGACGCUGCUGUCUGAGGAUGAGGAGUAUACCACGGGGUCAGAGGUCACUGAGGAUGAGGUGGGGGAUGAAGAGGAGGCCAGCAAGAAACAAGCUGCUAAGAAGGCCAAGAAGUUGAGCAAACCUUUGAAGAGGCAGAUGUCCUCACCCAAUUUCCAUCGCAAAGAGAAAGCAGUGGAGAAAACCCCUUCGAGGGACAACACUCCAUUCAGAGUGAGUGCCCAGAAGAGUAAAUGGGACAGCUCUCGCUCCAUUCGCUACAACCAAGACGCCCAAAGAGAGGAAGACCAGCGGCGUAUGGUGGAGAUCAUUGGUCAUCUGACUAAGAUUAGGUUCGGAGAUCAGGAACAGAGGAAGUCCAAGGACACUAAAGACCGUGCAGCAGGGAUCUACUCCAGGCUAGAGGCCCAGUUCAAGUCCUCCUCCCAGGCCAGGGGACGACAGAGUGGCCCUGAGAAGACCCUCAGAGUGAAGCCACGCUUCAGCCAAGCUCGAACCACAUAGAUAUUGGAAAGAGGAGGCGGGAAGGAGGAAGAUAAGAGGGAGAAGAAGAAGAGGAGGGAAGGAGGGAGA